Messenger RNA from Heterocephalus glaber (naked mole-rat), 3817 nucleotides. It is a transcript of the gene Itpripl1, whose product is annotated as ITPRIP like 1. The record is from RefSeq and is a predicted model, not a curated record. NCBI's taxonomy places the organism in Eukaryota, Metazoa, Chordata, Mammalia, Rodentia, Bathyergidae. Gene Ontology annotation, cellular component: membrane.
CGGGGCGAGGUUGGGCGGGGCGAGGUUGGGCGGGUCCGGACGGCUGGGGGCCCUCGGAGACCCAGCACCGCGUGGCAGGUAGCAGGGCCUCCUAGCGCGCGGGUCCUCAGACGCUCGAAUGAACAUGGUCCUUCCUCUGGCAGAGGAGAUCGGGCCCGCUCCCGUGGUUGGUCCGGGCAAUGAACCCGGAGCACCCACCCGGCCGGGGAGAAGGCAGGGGCGGUCAGGCCGAGCUGUCUCUUUAAGACCGUGUUCCUGCUGACACCAGCAGACAACCCUUGCUCUGCCCAAGCCCAGCUCUGAGAGCUUUCUCUUCCUCCUGAGUAGUUGGCAUCCAGGACUUGGGGUACCAGGACUCUGGGGAGUAUGUACUGCAGAGCAGAUGCAUCUAGAAGAUGACCACUGACUCCCAUCCUCCUCCUCCUGCAGAUGCAGAGGCCUACAUGGCUGUGAUAAGCCUGCUGUUCUUGGCAGUCAUGUACGUCGUUCACCACCCCCUAAUGGUCAGUGACCGGAUGGACCUGGACACCCUAGCCAGGAGCCGGCAGCUGGAAAAGCGACUGAGUGAGGAGAUGCGGCAAUUAGACAUAGAAUUUGAAGAGAGGAAGCGAGCAGCUGAGCAGAAACAGCAGGCACAGGAUUUCUGGCGAGGAGACAUAUCCAAGGACCAGUUAGUGGUGGGGAAGAAAGACAGGGGGUGGCCAUUCCAGGCUGCUGGCCAGGAGGGGCCUCUGGACUGGAUGCUGGGAAACCUGUGGAAUGCUGGCCUCUUUUGCUUUUUUCUCAUCUUUGAGCUCCUGCGACAAAACAUGCAGCAUGAGCCCGCCUUUGAUUCCAGCAGCGAUGAGGAGGAGGAAGUCCAAGUUGUGUCUGUCCUGUCUUCGAACUGGCUCACUGACUUCCCCUCCCAGGAGGCCUUGGAAUCCUUUUACAAACACCAUAUCCAAAAUGCCAUUCGUGACCUGUCAGGCACCUGUGAGUUCGUGGAGAGCUUUGUGGAUGAACUGAUUGAGGCCUGUAGGGUGCUCAGCCGCCCAGAAGCUCACCUGCAGUUGGAGGACUGCUUGGGCAUUGGGGCUGCCUUUGAGAAGUGUGGAAUCCUUCACAAGACCCAGAAAUUUGAUGUCCUGGUGCCGAUUGUCCCGCCACAGGGCACCAUGUUUGUCUUAGAGAUGAGGGAUCCGGCCCUUGGCCACUGCUAUGGUAAUGUGCUGGUGGAGUCUGAAUGCGUGUGCAAGCAUGAGAAGCUUCUGGGGGAUGUGUUGUGUCUGGUGCACCACCAUGGAGACCCCUUGGCAGGCUCAGGCAAGUAUAACAGCUCCAUCAAAGCGUCUCUCUGCACUGGCAUCCACCUGGAUGUGUGCAAGACUGUGCAGUGGUUCCGGAGCAUGGUGGGCAAUGCCUGGGCUCUUGUGGCCCACAAAUAUGACUUUAAGCUCAGUCUCCAACCAUCUACCACCUCCUGCAAGCUCAGGCUGGACUACCGCUCGGGCCGAGUUCUCUCCAUCAGCUUGAUCCUGGGGGUGCAGCGGGAGGACACCUUAGUCUACCUGGUGAGUCAGGCCCCUGAGCAGGAACAACUCACCAGUGUGCACUGGCCUGAGUCCUUUGCAGCCUGUGAGCACUUGUUCUUGAAGCUGGUGGGACGUUUCGCCCCCGAGAACACCUGUCAUCUCAAGUGCCUCCAGAUUGUUCUGAGUCUCCGGGACCACCAGAGCUUACCCAAGGGGGCAUCCCACCCCAUCCUCACCUCCUACCACUUCAAAACAGCCCUCAUGCACCUGUUGCUACAGCUGCCCCUCACAGACUGGCAGCAUAGCAUGCUCUCUCGGCGGCUCCAGGACCUUCUCUGGUUCUUGGGCCGCAGCCUCCAGCAAAGAUCCCUCCAUCAUUUCCUCAUUGGUAACUCCUUCCUGCCCCUGACUAUACCAAUUCCCAAGACAUUUCGGACUGCUGAACCUGUCAAUCUCUUCCAACACCUGGUGCUGAACCCCAUGGCACACAGUCAGGCAGUGGAGGAGUUCCAAAACCUUCUGACCCAGCUCAAAACUCUGCCCUGUGUCCCACUGGCUGGGGUAUCUUAAUAUAAAGGUCAUUAAAAAAAAAGAAAUUUGGGCUGGGGAUUUAGCUCAGUGGUUCCGGUGCCUGCCUCGCAAGCCCAAGGUCCCGAGUUCAAUGCCCGGUACCAAAAAAAAAAAAAAAAAAGAAAUUCUUUCUGAUUCUUCCAGCUGCAAAAGUUUAUUUUUCACUUAUGUCAGUGGUAUAUGUGACCUUCACCUUGCAGGGGGGCCAAUGUUAGAGGAAGACACUUUGAGAAGUGGGUAAGAUGGCCAUGGGAACCUAAUCUAGGGUGGGGAUGAGGUUUUCUUCUGAUCUUUCAUCAUGACCCAAAGACAGUCCAGGGAAAUGGAUGUUAUGGGAAGAUCUUGCUGCUAAGGAGCUGAGAUGCUGUGAAGCUGUAUUUCUGUAUCAACACUGGAAGUUCAAGAGAACCAGAGAAUACCUCCAUUCCCGCUUAUUCCUUUCUGUGAAUGACUCCCAAAACAUUCCUUGUGAAUGGUUUCCUUGUAGAACUGUUAGCUGAAUUUCCAUCCAAGCUAUGACACUCCAUCCCAAAUAUUGUGACGGCAACCUCUAUGUUAGAAUCUAAUUUUUCAGACCUUCACUAUUUUGAAAAUAUAACCAAGAUGUUUUCCAUUUUCUUAAUUAGCCAAUUUUCAUACGACAUUAUAGCUGUUUUUAUGCAUCUAAGAAAAAACUCCAGUAGUACACAAAUAAUUUGUCAAUAUCGAUUCACAAAUAUUAAUGUCAUUGGUGACCUGUCCCAUUGUUGAGAUGGUGCAUUUCCUAUAACUAAUGAAAUAGCCAACAUCUAAUGACCUUCCCAGUGGCUGGAAGCAGCUUUACAAAACUGCUCACCAAGACAAGCUUUCUGGGGGUUCUGAGGCAAACAAUUUGUUUCUGAGUGAGAGGUACUUGUUAAUUACAUUGAAAGGUUAAUUACAUAGAAAGGUUUAGAGCUGUGUGUCUUCUGGCCCUGCCUUUGUAUUCUCUUUUCAAAUAUGACAGAGGGAUUAUUUAAGUAUGUUUGCACUUUUGAAAAGAGGGAUUAUCACAAUCCAGGCCCAAUUGACAGGGCUGGACAGGAAGGGACUGGAAAGCAUUCAACUCCAACAGUGUCCUGAUUCUAGAGAUAUGAUUGGUAUAUUUUCUUGAGCAUCCUGAGGAGUCUUGAGAAAGAGUUCUGGGUGUGGUUGUUUUGGAAAUAUCACUGCUGUUCCUACCUAGCACUGCCAGGAAGAUCUGCUGGGGUGGAGAACCUGGCCCUACAUUUGACUUGGCCUCAGUGGGGUUCAUCUGCUGGCUUUAGGGCUUCUGUUGUGGAAUCUACAUUACUCUCCCCAAACCCCUGGAAAAAAUAAAAGUCCCAGAAGCUGAUAACUGUCAAUAUUUGGGACUCUUGCUGCACAGUAGCUGCUGUUUUCCAUGUCAUUUGCUGGCAUCUGGCAGGUACUGCUUUCAAAGUUAAGAUACAAUGAUGGCUGGGCCCAUGCUAGGGGAGUUCAGUGUUUUUAAAACAUUUGUAUGUUUUUUAUUUUGAAAAUCAUUUUCUGGUGUUUUCGUUCUAAUCAAUAAAGGAGGCUAUUUUCUGUAUAAACUGGAAUCUGUGGAAGAACACGCUCAGCAGAUCAACAAUCUCACAUUCUUGUUCCCAAGAAGUUCGUGUUACCCUGACGAGCUCCAUCCAGGACAUCCUGGUCUUUCUCAGUGUAUCUUAAGCCAGUCUACCCUGUGGUUCCCCAGCAGCCAGGAAAGA